CCGCCCGCCACCCCUCGGCAGCAGGCAGGCGAGGGGCAGGCACAAAUCAUUUCGGCCGCUGCGUCGCGUUGGUAGCAGUAUUUUGCUUUGCUUGCGUCCCGACAACCGAAAAAAGAAGAGGCGGGGGAGGUAGAAAGGGAGAGGAACGGAGGGGAGCGAGUAGUCAGGGGCAGAGGGAGACGGGCGGGGGACAGAAGGGGCGAAGCAAAUCUUGGAGGGGAACCUAGAAUUUUCUCUGGAGGCGAAGAGGAGGAGGAGGAGGCAGAUCAAUAUAUUAGUUGACACUGUGAUUUGAUGCAAAUCGGAUUUGGCAUCAAUUGGCUGCUGUAAGAGAUGGCUUUGGCAGGCGUAGCCCUAUCUGGGUACAAGAACAGCAGCAGCACUAGCUUGGGUGUUGAGAAGUUGUCUGAUCAGAUGAAUGAACUAAAGAUAAGGGAUGAUAAGGUAGUUGAAGCAACCAUUAUUAAUGGGAAAGGGACUGAAACAGGGCACAUAAUUGUGACUACUACUGGUGGCAAGAAUGGUCAAGCCAAACAGACGGUGAGCUACAUGGCUGAGCGCAUUGUAGGUCAAGGUUCUUUUGGGAUUGUCUUCCAGGCUAAAUGUUUGGAGAUGGGUGAGACUGUUGCCAUUAAGAAGGUGCUUCAGGAUAAGCGUUACAAGAAUCGUGAGCUUCAGACCAUGCGCCUUCUUGACCACCCUAAUGUUGUGGCUCUGAAGCACUGUUUCUUUUCAACAACUGAGAAGGAUGAACUGUAUCUAAACUUGGUUCUAGAGUAUGUGCCUGAGACUGUUCAUCGAGUUUUGAAGCAUUACAACAAGAUGAACCAGCGUAUGCCACUAAUUUAUGUGAAGCUGUAUAUGUUCCAGAUAUGUAGGGCGCUGGCUUACAUUCAUGGCAGUAUUGGUGUUUGUCACCGAGAUAUCAAGCCACAGAAUCUUCUGGUGAAUCCACACACUCACCAGCUUAAACUAUGUGACUUUGGGAGUGCAAAAGUUCUGGUCAAGGGGGAACCAAACAUAUCGUACAUUUGCUCUCGAUACUACAGGGCUCCAGAGCUCAUAUUUGGUGCCACUGAGUAUACUGCAGCAAUUGACAUUUGGUCUGCUGGAUGUGUUCUUGCUGAGCUUAUGUUAGGCCAGCCUUUGUUUCCCGGUGAAAGUGGUGUGGACCAACUUGUCGAAAUCAUCAAGGUUCUUGGUACUCCUACAAGGGAAGAAAUUAAAUGCAUGAACCCGAAUUACACAGAGUUCAAAUUCCCACAAAUCAAAGCACACCCAUGGCACAAGGUGUUUCAUAAAAGGAUGCCACCAGAAGCUGUUGAUCUUGUCUCCAGGCUCCUCCAGUACUCCCCCAAUCUCAGAUGCACUGCUGUGGAGGCACUUGUUCACCCAUUCUUUGAUGAGCUUCGAGACCCUAACACCCGUCUUCCAAAUGGCCGCUUUCUGCCACCCCUUUUUAACUUCAAGCCUCACGAACUGAAAGGAGUCCCUGCAGAUAUUGUCGCGAAAUUGAUCCCGGAACAUGUGAAAAAGCAGUGCCCUUAGGUUGGAUUGUGAGAUGACUGGCCUAUGAGCAUGGGAAUAGCCAUCACAAGUGUGCAUUCUCCCCUGGGAUGUUGGAUCGGAAACUUGCAUGCCCACGCGUUGAAGACCCAAAGUUACCUGCUUGUAUGACCGCUGUGUUGACCUGUUGUGUAGCUGUGUAGUAUGUUGCGAUGCGAACUUGACAUGUAACCGGCAACCCCCGCCCUACUAACUGACGCUCACAUGUGAUUGCCAUAGCUGAUCUGUAAUAUGUACUAGAGCAGUAAGAAUGUAUUUAUGGUAGUUUGAUCAAUGUAUGGAUCGUGGAUUCUUUUUGUUUUUUCGAGUUCCUUUGUCUCCA
Molecule: messenger RNA, 1888 nt
Organism: Phragmites australis (common reed)
Lineage: Eukaryota; Viridiplantae; Streptophyta; Magnoliopsida; Poales; Poaceae
Product: glycogen synthase kinase-3 homolog MsK-3-like
Exons: 12
Coding region: 334-1548 (404 amino acids)
Biological process (GO): protein phosphorylation; signal transduction
Cellular component (GO): cytoplasm
Molecular function (GO): protein serine/threonine kinase activity; ATP binding
Source: RefSeq, a predicted model, not a curated record